Plectropomus leopardus (leopard coralgrouper) is the source of this 1285-nucleotide messenger RNA. RefSeq names its product retinol dehydrogenase 13-like. Lineage: Eukaryota; Metazoa; Chordata; Actinopteri; Perciformes; Serranidae. The record is from RefSeq and is a predicted model, not a curated record.
CGUCAGUGUUAUUCGGGAGUUAUGAGUAAAUAUAUUUUACCAGUUUCUGUUUUUGGAACAGUGUUUGGAGCUGCUGUUUUACUGAAGAACCAUGUGACUGGAGGCCGGUGUCCCAGUAAGGCCACCAUAACUGAGAAGACUGUGGUUAUAACAGGAGCCAACACAGGCAUCGGGAAAGAGACUGCCAGAGAACUGGCCAAGAGAGGGGGUCGGAUCAUUAUGGGAUGUCGGGACAUGGAGAAAUGCGAGGUGGCUGCAAAGGAGAUACGAGGGAAUACGCUGAAUGCUCACGUUUACGCGUGUCACCUCGACCUGGCCUCUGUGAAAUCCAUCCGAGAGUUUGCAGAGAGAAUCAAACAAGAGGAGAAAAGAGUGGAUGUACUCAUAAACAAUGCAGGGGUCAUGAGAUGUCCAGCAGGGAAGACAGAGGACGGUUUCGACAUGCAGUUUGGCGUUAACCACUUAGGCCACUUCUUGUUGACAAAUCUUCUGCUGGAUAAGUUGAAAGAGUCCGCCCCCAGCAGAGUGAUCAACCUGGCCUCUCUCGCCCACAUCGUUGGAAAGAUUGACUUCGAGGACCUGAACUGGGAGAAGAAGAAGUUUGAUACCAAGCAGGCGUACUGUCAGAGCAAGCUUGCCAACGUUCUGUUCACCAGAGAGCUCGCCAAGCGAUUACAAGGCACCGGAGUCACGGUGAAUGCUGUGCACCCAGGCGUUGUUGCCACGGAGCUGGGGAGGCACACGGGUCUGCACCAAUCACAGUUCUCGAGCUCUGUGCUCAGUCCCUUUUUCUCCCUGUUGGUUAAGAGCCCAGAGCUGGGGGCCCAGCCCAGCGUCUACCUGGCAGUGUCCGAGGAGAUGGAGGGGGUGACGGGAAGGUACUAUGAUGUGAUGACAGAGAAGGAACCGGCGCCCCAGGCCCUGGAUGAGGAGGCAGCUCGCAGGCUGUGGGAGGUCAGCAGCAGGCUGGUGGGUCUGGAGGGCGAAGGACAAUCAGGCAAGUCACACCCACCGACAGAAAUCCAGAGCAAAGCUGCACAGACUGUCCCAGCGCAGAGACAGGGACAGAGCCCAGGACCAGCUGUCAGUGCUGUGGGGCUGUAGACCUGCUCUGGCCUCUGGGACAGAUGGGGAUAAUGGACCUUUAUGUCUUGAGCUGUGCCAGGCUCUCUGGAACAAUUAACUGUCUGAGGCCGUGAGUCAGGCUCUAUGUGUAAUUACAGUCUUUUGCACAUCUUUAUGUUCCUGUAUCAGGACACACUAAAAAAAAAAAAUCAGCCAUGAA